This is a messenger RNA of Pollicipes pollicipes, 789 nucleotides long. RefSeq lists its product as uncharacterized. Bases 1 to 789 code for a protein of 262 amino acids. The transcript has 4 exons. The record is from RefSeq and is a predicted model, not a curated record. NCBI's taxonomy places the organism in Eukaryota, Metazoa, Arthropoda, Thecostraca, Pollicipedomorpha, Pollicipedidae.
AUGUCGGCUGGCAGCGCCCGUCCCUGGUCUGCGCUCCUCUGGCUGCGUCUCAUCGCCGUCUCCGCUCUGUUGCAGGCAGGGGACCCGUCGGCCGCCGACGUCGCCGCCGCCGCCGUCGCCGUCGCCGUCGCCCGGAAUCGUAGCGCCGACGACCCGGGCGCCCACCUAAUAAGGGCCGAUGCGUUAAUGCCAGUGCGACGAGGUGGGCUCGGAGCGGUAUUAGGGCGCGGUUGGCGCGCCGCUGGCGGGCUGGGCCGGCCGAAGGGCGCAGCGAUGCAGCCGAGCGGGCGCCGGUUGACCGCUUACCUGGUCGCCAUGACCGCAGUGCAGGUGGUGAGUGCGCAGAGCCAGGCAUAUGACUAUGACAUCAUGAGCUUUCAAGACGCCAGCGACCUUGACACGGGUCAGGUGACGCCCGUCACGGCUGUGACAGGCGGAGUGGCCGAGCUGCCCUGCCACGUGGAGCCGGAUGCAUCACGUGACGUCAUGAGGCUGAUGCUCUGGUACAAGGACAGCACGGGAGCGCCGUUCUACAGCUACGACACGCGCGGCCGCAAAUCGACGCGCGGCACCCACUGGGCCAACGAGGACUCGCUGGGUCAGCGUUCCGAGUUCGAUCCGCGGCCGCAGGCGCCUCUGCUGCGCAUCAAGCACGUGGAGGAGGGCGACCAGGGCGUGUACCGGUGCCGUGCCGACUUCCGCACCUCGCCGACCUUCAACGCCCGGGUUAAUCUGACCGUCGUCGUGCCGCCGCAGCAGCCGCGGCUCUUCAACGAACCGGCGGCAUGA